Molecule: messenger RNA, 10777 nt
Organism: Mytilus trossulus (common blue mussel)
Lineage: Eukaryota; Metazoa; Mollusca; Bivalvia; Mytilida; Mytilidae
Product: protein scribble homolog
Exons: 41
Coding region: 175-5892 (1905 amino acids)
Biological process (GO): receptor clustering; embryo development; neurotransmitter receptor transport, endosome to postsynaptic membrane
Cellular component (GO): postsynaptic membrane; adherens junction; basolateral plasma membrane
Molecular function (GO): protein binding
Source: RefSeq, a predicted model, not a curated record
UAUGGGAGUAUUUCUGACGUCACGCGGCUAAAUGUAGCAUUAGAAGCUCCGUUGGAGUGAGGAUUUUACCUUUAGAAAGGGAUUUUACCUUGAACUUCUUCCUCUUUUAUGGUUUUAACACAGAAAUGACAUAUUUUAGAAUUGAUUGUCCAUAAUAUGCACUAGAUUUUCACGAUGUUUAAAUGUAUACCGCUUUUUAAAGCUUGCAAUAGACAAGUUGAAUAUAUAGACAGGAGACACAAUAAUCUGACAGAUGUGCCCGAUGAUAUUUUACGCUACACACGUUGUUUAGAAGAACUUUUAUUAGAUGCAAAUCAGCUGAAGGAUUUACCAAAGGGAUUUUACCGACUUGUUCAGCUUAGAAAACUGAGUUUAAGCGACAAUGAAAUCGGCAGAAUCGCACCAGAGAUCUCAAAUCUUAUUAACCUCAUGGAACUUGAUAUCAGUCGGAACGAUAUUGGAGAUAUUCCUGAAAACAUAAAAUUCUGUAAAAACUUGCAAGACUUCGAUGUCAGCAGCAAUCCUCUAACAAAACUACCACCUGGGUUUACACAGCUCCGUAACCUGACAAGGUUGGGAUUAAACGAUGUUUCCUUGGACCGACUGCCUCAGGAUAUUGGAAGUUUAUCCAACUUAGUAUCAUUAGAACUACGUGAAAACAUGAUCAAGAAUCUUCCUCAGUCUAUUUCAUUUUUAAGCAAACUAGAGAUUUUAGAUUUAGGCAGCAAUGAGAUCGAUGAAUUGCCAGAGAUCAUAGGUACCUUACCUAGCCUUCAGGAACUAUGGUUAGAUGGUAACGAUCUCACUGAAUUACCUCCGGAAAUUGGCAAUUUGAAGAAGUUAUCUAUCCUUGAUGUAUCUGAGAACCAGCUGGACUACUUACCAGAGGAACUUGGUGGUUUACAAUGUUUGACAGAUCUGUGUUUAUCUCAGAACUGUUUGGAGAAUCUUCCUGAUGGAAUUGGACGAUUGAGAAAGUUGACGAUAUUUAAGAUUGACCAGAACAGACUGCUGAACUUGACCCCAACAAUAGGAAAUUGUGAUAACCUACAAGAGCUAAUAAUAACAGAAAAUUUAUUAUCAGAUUUGCCAAUAUCAAUUGGUAAAUUAAAAAGUAUGACAGUUUUUAAUGUGGACAGAAACAGACUGACAGACAUCCCUGUAGAAAUUGGUAAAUGUCUACGACUGAACGUCUUAUCAUUACGAGACAACAGAUUGUUGAGGUUGCCACAGGAAUUAGGAAGAUUGGAAGAUUUACAUGUCUUAGAUGUGUCUGGAAAUAGGUUAGAAUAUUUACCUAUAACUGUAGCAAAUUUAAAUCUGAAAGCCUUGUGGUUGUCUGAGAACCAGGCAAAACCCAUGUUAAAAUUCCAGACAGAUUUUGAUGAGAGGACUGGACAACAAGUCCUGACAUGUUUUCUGUUACCCCAGCAGGACUUCCACACAGAAAGUAUGGAGAAUUUAUUACGUGGUAGUACCACAACCGACCAAGACAGUCGACUAAGUGAUCAUAUUGAGCGUCACAGAGACAGUAAAAUCCACUUUGAUGUACCAAAAGAAGAUGACACAGACACAGAAAGUGAAGGGAGCCAUUUCCAGAGGCAUGAUACUCCCCAUCCUAAAGAUCUUAAGAAACGUUUCUUGAAAGGAAAAACAUCUAUUGACGGCCAUGUCAUCCCACAUCAGGAAAAGAAAAAGGAGGAUCUAGUUUUUAUGCCAUCACGAGACAAUGAUCCCAGAUGGUCUAUGACAAUUGAUGUAGAAAAACCACAUACAGAAAAGAAGAGUCCUCACCAAUCAGAACAUCCACCUGUUAUAAAAGCUCCUGAAUUAGAGGGACCACCUCGCUACCAUGGACCCUCUGAUCAUAGACACAAACAUGAGAAAGAGGAGGAAGAUGAUAGGGAGCAUGCUAAAGAAACACAGCCUCUUAUCAAGGAGGUCAUUAUCUCUGAGGCACCCAAGGUCACUUAUGAGGAGCACAAUGGUUACUAUGACGACCAAGUAGAGGAAGAAACACGAGAGAAGAGUGAAACGGAGCAUGAGGAGCAAGAUCAGGAUAAAGAGGAAUAUUCUGAUUCUGAUGAUGAAAAUGGGUACAGAGAAAAAGUUGUUGGAUUUGACGUAAAAACGGAAGAAAACACAGAAAGAACAACAGGCCUUCGCCGAAGAGACACACCCUACUACAAGAAAAACAAGAGGGUUAAUCUAAAGGAUGAACAAUCUAGGGAUAAAGUACUGGAAAUCUUGGCACAGAUUGCUGCAAAGAAAGACGGAGGAGAAACACAGAGUGAUGGUGCUGAUGGUGAAAACAAGGAACCAGAAAUGGAGACUGAGCUAAUAAAGAUCCAGAUAAACAGGCAACCAGGUCAAGGUCUGGGUAUCUCCAUUGCUGGAGGAAGAGGUUCUACUCCAUUCAAGGGAGACGAUGAGAGUGUGUUUAUUUCGAGAGUUUCUGAAGAUGGCCCUGCAGCAGCUGCUGGUGUUACAGUCGGAGAUAAGUUACUUUCAGUAAAUGGUGUGAAUCUGAUUGAUGCUGACCACUAUGACGCAGUAGAUGUUCUUAAGUCCAGUGGAAAUAAUAUAACAAUGGUUCUUGGCAGAGAAAAAUUAGUGGAACCAAAAGAAGAGGAACCAAAAGAGGAAGAAGAGGAACCAACAACAGGCUUUGCUACAGUUUCGUUUGAACAAGAACCUGGAACAGAAGUUUAUGGAGAGAAAAUUUCGACAACAUUACUACGUGAUCAUACAGGGUUAGGAUUCAGUAUUGCAGGUGGUCGUGGAUCAAUACCAUUCAAAGGCAAUGAUCAGAAAGUUUAUUCCUUUCUGGAGGCUAUUUAUAUCUCUCGUGUGGUAGAUGGAGGGAUUGCUCAAAGGGACGGUAAAAUUCAGGUUGGCGAUAAACUUUUAUCUAUCAAUAGUGUAGACAUGCAGGAUGCCAGACACGAUCAGGCUGUGGCUCUGUUGACAGGUGUAGAUAAUGAAAUUCGAUUGGUUGUGUAUAGGGAGAAAGUUGUCCCCAAGGAGGAAGCUGUGGUGUCGCCACCUAGUGGUGAGAAACUGGAGAAAAUCACUCAGCCAUUGAUAAGCUGGCAGCAAACACCUCCCACAACAGGACUUAAUGAUACAUUUUUGAUAACUCAGUCUCCUGUGGUGGCCUCAUCACCGGCAACAAUACCGAGUGAAACCUUUACAAUGACCCAGUCAUCGGUGGUCUCGUCUGGUCCUACUGUUCAACCCAUCACCAACAGUCCAAGUCCAUACUCGACUACUACACCAUCUUCAUUUACAUAUCAAUCACAGAAAUCUCCACUUUCACCUCAUCAAGUUUCACCGCAGGCUACCUUGUCACCUCGUCAAGAAACAUCGCCAUCUGUUAGUCCACGUAAUGUGUCAAGUGAUUGGUCGACGACACCCACUACUGCUGUUCAACCGCCAAGAUUUGUAUAUCCUGGUUUUAAAUCACGGACUACAUCUAGCAGUAAAACUGUAGAAAGCAAAAACAUUGAAAAUGAAAGUAGAAAUAGUCAAAGUGAAAGUAGGAAUAUAAUGCACGAACAACAAAAUAAAACAGUAACAUUUGAAAGGGAGACAAUCAAAUCAAAUCAUGUGACUUUUAACAGCAGUGAUUCUAAGCAUGCAAUAGAUAAUAUAACAAUAGUGAAGGCCGGAGGACCUUUAGGUUUAAGUAUAGUUGGAGGAAGUGAUUUAUCUAGUCAUCCUUUUGGCGUAGAUGAACCUGGAAUAUUUGUGUCAAAGAUAAAUCCUGAUGGUGCAGCAUCUAGAACUAACUUAAAAAUUGGUGAUAGAAUUUUAUUGGUGAAUAGUAAAGAUGUAACAAAAUGUAAACACCAAGAGGCAGUAAUGGCAUUAAUAGCUCCUACUUAUGAUAUACAUUUAGUUGUACGACACGACCCUCCUCCUAAAGGCUUACAGGAAUUAUCAGUAUUCAAGUCACCUGGUGAAAAGUUGGGAAUGAGUAUAAAAGGUGGUUCUAAGGGAACAUAUAAUCCCGAUGAAAAAUUAGAUGAAGGAAUAUUUAUCUCCAAGAUCAGUAGUGAUGGUGCCGUAGCUAAAGAUGGUAGAUUGAAAGUAGGUCAGAGAAUUCUAGAGGUGAACGGUACAAGUUUGAUAGGAAGUACUCAUCAAGAAGCUGUCCGUGCUCUCCGUAGUGUGACAGACAAAAUGAUCAUUAUGAUCUGCGAGGGGGAGGACCCAGAUUCACCUAAUUUAACAUCACCUGAUUCACCCAACGCUCCAGUACCACCAAGGUUACGAGACGGAUCAGUGUCGAGCAUUGACAAAGAUGAUGAAGACCAUAACAUUAUUCGCAAGGAACAAGAAAUGGUCAGAGAAACAGAAGAGUGGGAAAAGGAACAACUAGAAUCAAAGCAACAACAGAGAAAAGAUGCUCAGAUUAAACCAGGUACAGAAAUUUCUCCAAGCAAGAUUCCUAAAGCAAGAUUUGAUCCCAAAAUAAAUACUGGUUCUGUGAUUAAUCAAGUGCCUCCAGAUCAAAAGUCUAACCCUCCAGAUGUCAUUCCUGUGACACCUGUGAAAACUGAACAGAAACCUGUCCACUCUGACCAACCUGUCUAUUCUGAUCAAACUCACAUCAAGCGGCCACCUGUUCCUCCAAAACCCCCGACAAGACAUGAAGAAUUAAAUGUUUCGUCUAGAAUUCCUUCAGUCAGACCUGUUAGCCCAGCUAAACAUGAUGACUUGACAUCAAGUGUGAUCAAACAGUCCAGAAUUCCAACAGCUAAAGUGGCGUUCAUGGGUAUGGAGGAAAGUUUUGAUGAGAAAUCAUCGCCCGACACUUCACCCAAGCAUGAUAAUUUGACAGCAAGUGUAAUCAAACAGUCAAGAAUACCAAUGGCAAAAUCUCCAUCUUUAUCGAAGGAAGAUAGCUUAGGCGAGGAUUCAUCGAUGAAAUCAAACACGCCUUUACCGCCGCCUAAAAUAGACACUGAUUCUGCUAAGAUAUCCCGUAUUCCAAUGGCAUCACCGCCACAAAGUGCUAGAGACAGUAAAACAAACCUUGACAUUAUAAGACAGUCUCGGAUUCCUGCAGCCAAGUCACAUGAUUCAGAUGAUCCAAUCAAACAAUCACGUUUACCGACUGCCAGACUGUCGAAGCCAGAACUACCAUCUAAACCUAAAGUACCGAGCAAACCGACAAAUAUCGGUGGACAAUCUUCUUCUCUUGAUGCUAUUAAACAAUCGCGACUUCCUGCAGCCAAACAGGUUGAAAUUAAGACACCAACUUCACCAACCUUGCCUCCUCAGAUUGAGCACGGAGAAGAAUUGCCAUUUAAGCUGAAGAAGAAAUAUUUUGAAAAAGAGAUCAAGGAACAUACUGAAGAGAAACCAUCAGCUAAGAAGUUUACGUUCUGGUCACAGCAUGAGUUUGAGAAAAUGAAAGAAGCUGAAGAAAUGAAAGUAAAUAGUAUGACGACAGAGGAGCUGGUAUCUGAUGUCACUAGUCAGGUCAACUCUCACGACGAUUAUGAAGGCGAGAUUACAAGUCCAUCCAGAAUACCUGUGCGGACACUUAAAGCUGAAAAACGCAUGCAGGAUCGUCUCGAACAGGAAGGACUUGAAGCGCCAUCUACUGAGGACAAAAAAUUAUCUCCUGCUGAAGAGAGGGCGCUCCAAGCAGAGAAAAGGGCAGCAUGGCGUGCCGCCAGAAUGAAGUCGUUAGAAGUUGAUGCCAUGAAAGCAGAAGCUGUGAUUGCCAGGGUCCAGGAACUUAAGAAAAAUACUGCUGUAGAACUUGCCUUUGCAGAAGAGGAAGAAAAUAAAUUGAAUCAGAAUGGAGAAAAUUCUAUAGAAGUAACAAAACAGAAUAUAAUAGAACUAAAUAUUGAGGGAGGAGAGUCAGCGUCAUGAAAAAUAUAAAGAUUUAGUCAAGAGCUCAAGAGAAGCCAUUCCUCACACAGCCAAAUGUUUAGAUAAUUAUAUUUUACGGAGUGACCUUUGACCUUAAGAGGAUAGUUAUAUAUUUUAUAACAUGAUGAUUUUAUCAUUACCCGUUUUUAUACAUUGACAAGUUAUUUAUAAAUUUUAAAAAGUGUUCAUAGAUAUAUAUAUAAAUAUGUAUAAUUUCUUAAUAUGUGAUAAUUGUGUAUUAAACAACAGGAAACAUACAUGUAUUAACCAGUUUUCAAGCAAGGUUGUAUUGAUUUUAUAAAAUGCCAAAUUGGUAUUAGCUUCGGCAAAACUUAAAUGAAGUUUAUAAAGGUGAAAGUUAUCUGAAAAUAUUUUUUUUUUACUUUGGCAAUACUUAAUUCAGUACUUGUAACUUUUUAAUAGCGCUGGAUGAGGCUUUUUAAAUAUUUUUUGAUAAAUAAAUCAGAACUGACUUGUAACAAGAUGAUUGGUUAACACAUGUAUGAUUUCUGUUUUGAUAUGAAAAUUUAUUGUGCAUUUGUUUUAUUUGUUUUAAUUAUGUAAUGUAAGGUUGAUCUGAUUUUGUUUUAAUUUCUGGUUUGUUAAACGGUACGUCUUCUUGUCUGUUUCUUUCCGUCCAGAAUCUCUACACUGACAAAAGAGUUCCAGCAGUUUCAUAAUGGACCUUUGAUCAAAAGUUAUUUAAAGAUUUGAAAUACACAAAGUUCAAUCUAAAUUUAAAGUGAAAAUUUUUGAUUUUUUUUCAUUCCAAGAUAAUAAGGACAUUUUUUUUUUUUGAAAAGGGACAGUUUGAAGUUGGAACAGUUUCCGAUUUAUUUUAUUUAAAAGAAAUUAGAGAUUUGAUGGGAAUGGAAUGCAAUGUUACAUAUACUAUUAACAGGGACUGGCAAAUAUGGAGAAUCAAUGCUUUAAAUGUAUUAAAUUCAACAAAUCAAUUGUACAAACAUGAUUUUUACAUUGAUAAAAAUAACAAACAUACUUUUUCGAGAGGAUUUAGAGGAAAACUGAAAUAAAAUAAAAUUUUCAAUAUAUAUGUAUUGAGUGUUUUUUGAAAAUAAGAAUAUGUAAUAUUUAGUAACAGUUGAUGAACACACUUUUAUAUGAAAUAUAUAUUAACUGUAAGUUUUUAAAAUAAUAAUGUAGUUUUAAAAUUAUAGACCCAUUUGAGAUUUUAAAAAGAUGUUUUCAUAAUUAUGAAUGAUAAAGUCAUGAUAAGUGGUGGAGGUCAUCUCCCCUGGCUAACAUUCUGCAUGCAUUUGUAGACAGAAGAGUUCUGGACUUUUCUUAUGAAAUAUAGACCUGGAUUUGAAGAUGAACUUACCAUAUGUUUAAAUGUUUUAAAAUAAGGAUAUGAUCAAGCUUGUGUUUAAUGAAUGGAAAAAACAGAAGUUAGAAAAAUGUUCCUAAUUAGGACACAAUAAUUAUAAGCAAUUGGGCAGAUGGAAUAAAGAAUGGCUGUAUUUUUAAUUCAAGUAUAGAUUGUAGUUACAUGUAUAUGCCCCAAAUAUACUUACUCGAAAAUACAUAGCAAAACAUAGCCAUACCUAGUGGUUUCAUUGUAAUCAUUACUUCAUUUGUCAUAAAUUUUCGAUCAUGUUCAGGAAAUUAUCAAUUGUAAUUUCCCAUCUUCAAAUUCGUCUUCAAGACAUUAAACUGGCAUUUCUACAUAGAAGAAAUUACUGGUGCAAUGUGAUGAUUGUGUGUGAUGAGAGUAGCUUGAUUCCCCUUUAAAAAAAUCUCUUUACUUUCCCUAUAAUAGUACAUGUAGAAGAUACUGGCCUUUUGUUGAAAACAUUUAUAAAAUGGACAAAAUUUUAUUAUCAUUUCAAUAAGUCUUGUACAUUUAUUUUAUGGUUAAAUGUUUUGAACAACUUGACCUCAGUGUUAAUUUUUCGAAAAAGAGGUUAUUCAUGAAAGGGGAUAGUUUGAUUAUUAUUAAUUGAUAGAGCAAAGUUUUUGUGAUAUUUUGUCUUAUUCUUUUUUAUAGAAAUAGAAACAAGUAGGAUUUAAAGAUUUCUCUUUAACAUUUUCUUGCCAUUUUUGUAGAAUUUGCACCUUUUUGAAAAGCACAUAAGUUGAGGCUGUAUUAGUAAAAAUCUUUCCAUUUGAUACAAUUUCUAAAUAUAGAUCAAAUGGGUUUUUCCCAAAUUCUUAAUAUAGAGAGACUGGCAGGCAUGUGAAGCGUAAAUCUUUGUUGUAUUUGCUUGUUGAUUUUUUUGUAAAUUUAUAUGAUAUAGGAAUGUCCACUCAACUGUUAACCUUAUAAUGCAUUCUGUUUAAAAUGGUAUUUGUAAAUUCAAAUUGCUUAAAUGGAAAGGCUUGAUUCAAUCACCUCUGACCUUUACCAUCUCAAUAAUUUAGAUGUAUUAAAACUGGCAUUAUAUUUUUUAAAAGGUCUUGUCAAAAUCAAAAUAGAAUGGAAUCCUUGCAAAUUAAUAGGUUAAGAGAUUAUUGACACUGUCAUGAAAGAAAUAACAAUAAAUACAUUAUAUCAAACUUUGUACAUACAUAUAUGAAAUUUUGUUUUAUUCUAUGAACAUGAUUAGAUAGUUACUAACUUGUUAAAAACAGCACAUUAUGUACAAUUUAUGAACUUUUUUGUAAUUAUGUUUUCUUCCAAUUUUAGGCAGGAUGAAAUAUAUGCCUUGUAAGAAUCUUGUAAAUUUGUAUGAUAACUUUAACUGUACAUAAAGAUAUAUUUAUAUAAACUCAUUUAUAAGGUCUUGAUAAAGUUAAGGCCUUCCAAACACUAACAGUGGUUCCUGACCGUUUUUAGUAUAGUUUUAUUUUUAUUUGUUAUAAUUUGGCACACUUUGUUUUAUUUGUUUUAACAUCAUCAGUAUAUCUGUUAUAUGUAUAACAGCUUUUUUAAUUUUUAAUUUUUCCACAAUUCAUUUGCAUAUUUUAUAGUCUAUCAUAAUUUUAUACAUCAUUUAAAAAUACUACACAAAUUUGUCUCGACAAAGUGUUUGUUGCAGUCCAUAUAGCUACAUUGGAUACGGAAUAAGGAUAUAUGGUCAUUGCAGUAUUUAGAUGAAGAGACUGCCUUAAAAAUGUAGUUAAUUUAUCAACUUCGUUAUUAAUCCAUUUAUAGGAAGAGUUGUUAAUUUUUUAACCUUCAAUUGAUUAUGUUAACUGUUGGGACUUGAAUAAGAAAUACUUAAUUAAGGUAAAACAAAUGUGUCCAUUUAUGUGUUAUAUAUUCUCUGCUAGGAGUUCAAAUCGUUGACCAAAGGUCACUUGCAUAUCAUUAGUUUAAUAAUAUUUGUGUCUGCUUCCAACAUGAGAGAACACUAUGUAUAAACACCAAAUACUGUGGAUUCAUUUGAUUUCGUGGAUACCAAUUUGUGUGGAUUGAGCCAAAUUUGCUUGUUCAUGGAUAUUUAUUUUGUGGAUUUGCUGAAUUCUACAUCAAAGCGUAAGGAAAAUUUGUUAUUCAUUGGACAGUUAAAUUGGUGGUUCACCUGUACCCACGAAUUACACAAAAAUUGGUAUCCAACGAAUAAUAAUAAAUCCACGGUAGGAGUUGUGCAGCAAUAAUAUAAGGUAUAUGGUGUCUGGUCUAUAUUGGUGCAUAAUGCAUGUAAUCUUACUAUGGAAUAAUUAAUUGUAUGUAUGUAGUUUUAUAUUUAUUAACAUGAAAAAGGUAUUUAAAGAUUACAGCUGGGAUUUUGCUUAACAAGCUAAGAUCAAAAUUAAAGAAACAGAUUUGCUUCAGAGCCAGAUUUACAUGUUUAAUUAUUACGGCUAGGAUUUUGCUUAACAAGCUUAGAUCAAAAUUAAAGAAACGGAAUAGCUUCAAUGCCAGAUUUACAUUAUAAGGGCAUUAAAAAAUUAUGCUGUCUUUGUGUCGAUCAUUGUAGUUGUAAUAUGUGAAGUGGAAAAUUCAAAUUCCCACUUCCCACCUCAGUAAAACUCUAAAGCUUAUUUUUUUAAACAAGUUGGAUUUGACAGUUUAUGAAAGAAAUGAAUGUACCAGUAUAUAAAUUUUAUAUAAUUUUGAGAAAGACCAACUUCAUGUGUGAGUUGUGUGCAUUUUACACCAGGGAAAAUAAAUGAUGGAAAACAUUUUCUAAUUAUUGUCAAUUGAUAAUUUGUAUAUCUACUUAAAUCAAAAAUUAAUAUUCACAUAUUUUUUUUUAAUCCACUACAUAACCCAAGUUACAACCAUUUUAGUGCAGACUGCUUUUUUUAAGCGUACAGUGUAAAAGCUUUUAUACAAUAUUUUCUUUUAAUACACUUUUCACGUUUAAAUACAAUUUAAUUUUGUCUUUAUUUUUUCUGCAGAUUUUAUUCCUAACUAUUUUAAGGAGUUUUAUAUUACUUGUUUUAUGAAAUUGUUUAUUGUGAAUUUUUAAAUCUGUUUUUUUUUUGUGUCUAGAUUUGCUAGCAAGUAUCUGUAUUUUUACUCCAGCACCAAGUUGAUUAUUUCUACCAUAUUAUGUCAAUUUUCUGGUCAGUUUGACUCCAAUUAGUAUUACAAACUUAUUCAAAUUUCAAUAUUUUUUGUUUUAAAUAACAUUGUAUACACAGAAGUAUUGCUUAAUAAAAGAUAUCAAGCAUGUGGUUUUAGUUCCAUGUUGUUACUGUCAGAGCUACAGUACAUUUGUGUACCCGUUUGUGAUCUGGUUCCUUCCUUUAACUAGACCAGCGGUACCAGAUUCAGGAUCAAACUGAUCAGAAACUGACCCUUUUACAGCAGAAGUUUUUAUUAUAAUAUUGUUGGAUAGCAGUUUUAAAGCUUGUACAAAUGACAAGUGAAAUAUUAUAUUACCUGUAUUUAUAACAUGCUCAAGUAAUUAUUCCGUGUUUAACAAAAUCUGGUUUGUAAAUUCUAAACAUAAAAAUAAAGUAUAAAAGUGCA